UAAAAAAAUAUGUUAUUGAUUUCGAUUCUUUGAACAUGUGUUAGAGGACGUAUCCAUGGGAGUAUGAUGUGGCAUAUAUAGUGGUGUAUGCGUAAAUCGUUUAUUCUAAAAAAACAAUUUGUGUAUCCAUCAAACUGGUUAAAAUACUCUCCAAUAAAAAUUGGAUAAAAUUUUAGAUACUUGUGACACGUUUUUUAAGAUGCUAAACGGUGUAUUUCACUCUAAAAUAUUAAAUUAAUAUGUUUUUCAAGUUUAUAAUAAUUAAAACUCAAUUAAUCAUAUGUUAAUACCAUCUUGUUUUGUGUAAAAUACUUAAUCUUCGUCAUUUUUAGGAGAAAAGAGCAUCACCUAGUCUAGUCUAACAUAUUUGAGCCAAUGUGUUUGCGAGGAAAAUAUCAUGGAAGAUGUGAGUUUUUUAGAGGUGGAAGCCGAGGAUUACAAGGUAGUCACUGGUCAGAUUAGCGGCUUGAGUUGUGUGAUACUGUGAUGAAAUGGCCGGUGAUUUCUGUGGUGGUAGUAGUGGCUUGUGGGUCCAAAUCAAUAAAUCAUCAUCAUGGGACAAAAUAAACUAGAGAUCGCCAGAAAACAGGAGAAAAAUGACCAUACUCCCCCUGCGCUGCGCAGCCCCGCGCGAACAUCUGCAAGCUGACGAAAUGAAGCAUCAAACACCUAACCCAAAAACUAAUCGCUUCCGACGUUAAGCUUCUCCAUUAAAUAACGCGCGAAAAAUCUCAAAUCUCCCUCACUUACAAUCACCAAGCUUGCUUGCCUCGCUGGCCUUCCUUGUCUCCUUCCACCCACCAAUGGAGGCUCCUCUCCACCUCCCCCUCGCCACCGCCUCCUCCUCCUCCUCCGGCGCCACCGCCGACGAGUCUUCCUCCUCGCCUUCCACCGCCAGCAUCGUCGCCCGCGUCGUGGCCGUCCUCGCCGUCGCUUCUGUCUCACUGUUCGCGCGGCACGAGGCCUCUAAAGGCUUCCACGUCGACAUCGUCAACGCCGCGCCGCGCGACACCGUCGCCGGCCGGCGGUUCGACCUCUUCUUCGUGUCCAAUGGCAAGGCGGAGCGCAUCCUCCACUACGCCAACCGCGGCGUGGAGGCGGCGCUGUUCCCGGACGCGUCGUUCCCGCGCAAGCAGGUCACACGUGUCACCGUCAGGAUGGCCGGGCACAACCUCACCGACGACGACGACGCGACGGUGAUCGCCGCCGGUGUGGCUCCCGGGGAGUACGUCAUUUCUCUGAGCCCCAGGCUCAUGCACCCCGCCAGCGACAAGGCCGCCGACGCCGUGGCGAACGCGGUGCGCCGCGCCGUGGCGCGCAUGUGGCUGUGGGACGGCCGCGGCGCCGCUCCGGCGCGCGUCACGGAGGCCAUGGUGGACUACCUCUCCUCCGGCGCCGACGCCGUCGAGGCCUCGCCGGCUAACGACGACGACGACGACGACGCCCCGCACUGCAUGUCGGCGCGGUUCCUGGGGCACCUGGAGCGCCGCCGCGGCGGGUUCGUCGCGCGGCUGAACCGGGCAAUGAGGGACCGGUGGAGCGACGCCGCCAUGGACGCCGCGCUCGGCGUGCCCGCCCGGCCGGUCUGCGCCGCGUACCGCGCGGCGGCGGCGGCGGCGGCGCUGACUCAGCAGCAACCACCGGCCGCGCUGGCUGGCUCCACGUCAGCCGGCGACGGGUCCAGGGUGGCAAUGUGAGGCAGCAAGCAAGGCAAGGGCAGUUUGGGUAUCACGCAUCCACGCGCGUCGCUUCCCAUGUAAUUAAUCCACUAUUAGCGACGAUAAUUAAGUAUGGGGUGGGUCAUUACCUCGCCUCUAAUCGUGGUUGAAGGCGAAUUACCGGUCGCUGUCCAAGCUAUUUUGUAUGUCAUUACUGUGGGUUAAUCAGAUUAAAUUAACCCUGUCCUUUGUGCAUCCGAAUUAAAUUAUAGUGUAUGAAUGUAUGAUGUUAAUUACUAGCA
This is a messenger RNA of Oryza sativa Japonica Group (Japanese rice), 1960 nucleotides long. RefSeq lists its product as uncharacterized. NCBI's taxonomy places the organism in Eukaryota, Viridiplantae, Streptophyta, Magnoliopsida, Poales, Poaceae. The record is from RefSeq and is a predicted model, not a curated record.